Molecule: messenger RNA, 2850 nt
Organism: Phyllopteryx taeniolatus (common seadragon)
Lineage: Eukaryota; Metazoa; Chordata; Actinopteri; Syngnathiformes; Syngnathidae
Gene: gpc5a
Product: glypican 5a
Exons: 9
Coding region: 155-1876 (573 amino acids)
Biological process (GO): regulation of protein localization to membrane; positive regulation of canonical Wnt signaling pathway; cell migration
Cellular component (GO): cell surface; plasma membrane; extracellular region
Source: RefSeq, a predicted model, not a curated record
UGGAAACACGCCACUCGCUCGGACCGCUGUAACUUUGGCUCUAUGGCUGACUGGAUGUAAGCCAUCUUCUCGGCUCCAAAAAAUUGCGAUGCAGUCGGAGCUCACCUGAGCUCACCUCAACACUUCUUAACAGCUUUUUGGAUGGGAUAGAAGCAUGCAUUUCUCCCGGCUAUUCUCAAAAUAUUCUGCGAUGUGGACGAUCUGCACUUUUCUGCUGGCGUGUUUGUGCGUCGUUUGCUUGGGAAACCCGCACAAAUGCGACGAAGUGCGCAAGGUUUUUCAGCUUCGGCAAAUUGGACCCAACCAGAUGCUGCCUUUAAGUCCCAGGCCAGGCUCAGAUCUUCAAGUAUGCAAGUCUAAAAGCCAAACCUGCUGCACCAAAAAGAUGGAGGAGAGAUACCAGGUAGCGGCACGGAGGGACAUUGAAAACCUCCUUCAGACUUCUAGCUCCAGCCUAAAGUUUCUCAUCUCGCGCAAUGUGGCUGCUUUUCCAGGAACAUUUGAGGUUUUGAGGAGGCAGGCAGAGAACCAUACCAAUGCCCUGCUGCAGGAGUCCUACGGCAACAUGGCAGAUCAGGCAGAAGGUCCUGUGCGGGAACUCUUCACUGACAUUAGUCUGUUCCUGCUUGGGUCUGAGCUCAACGUUGAGGAUUUUGUCCAAAGAUUUUUUGAUGCCCUCUUCCCGAUGGUAUACCAUCGCUUCAUCAACCCAGGCCUCAGUGACCUAUCAGCAGGCUACACCGAGUGCGUAAGGUCAUCGAGCCGUGAUGUGAGGCCAUUCGGUGGGGCGGCAGUUUUACUGGCGGAUCAGAUUGCUCGCUCUGCGUUUUCUGGCAAGGUUCUCCUCCAAGCUUUGCACCUCGGCAUUGAAGUCAUAAAUACCACAGACCACUUGCAGUUGAGCCGCGAGUGCAGAAAGGCCUUGCUUAAGAUGCAUUACUGUCCCCACUGCCAGGGCUUAACUCAGUCCAAGCCCUGCAUGGGCUACUGCCUCAACGUGAUGCGGGGCUGCUUGGCAAGUAUGGCUGAGAUUGACAUCCACUGGAGGGAGUUUGUCCACUCACUAGAGGACUGGUCAGCUCGGACGCACGGGCUGCAGGAUUUGGAGCAAGUGCUUCUGGGAAUUCAUACACAACUGCACGACGCUCUUGGACAUGCUCAAAGAAAUGGACCCCGUAUUUCAGCACAGGUGCACAAACUGUGUGGGCCAUCCAGCAGGAAGCCUGUGCAGACAGCCAGCAGCCAGCUCAGCAGCAAAGAAUCCUUCCACCUUCAAACUGCAACCAAAGCGUUGGGCGUCUCACUCGCUGUCAAAACAAGGGACUUUCUGAAUAGUCUCCGUCUCUACCGGACGUACUAUGGUGGCCUUGCGGAUCAGUUGUGUGUCAGUGAGCUGGCCUCUGACGACGGGCUAUCCUGCUGGAAUGGAACCGACAUUGUGAAAAGCUACACUCUACGCGUGGUGGGAAACGGUAUCAAGGCUCAAGCUGCGAACCCUGAGGUCAAAGUGAAAGGAGCUGACUCCGUGAUCCAUCAAAUCAUUGACAAACUAAAGCAUAUCAAUCAGCUGCUCCAAGGAAAAUCCAUUCCUAAACUGGGGACGUUGGACCAAAUUGAAACAGGAAGCGGGAAUGCAGAAGGACUGUACAGCGGCGACUGUGAUGAUGAGGAUGGCUGUGAUGGGUCAGGUGGUGGACAGAUCAAGAAGAACAUCCAGAGAGUCUCCAAAUUGAAUCCUGAUGUGUCCAGUGAUCACAAUCAUCAUCAUCCACCUGUAAAGGAUUACAAGGUGAAGGUCCCAUCCAGGAGCAUGAGACUGACUGGAUGCAUUGUUGUCACGAUGAUGCCUUGGUUACAUGUGCUCCUGACACUAUAAUGGUUGAGGCAUUCAACCUCAAACUUGAUUCUAACCUUAUUUAUCAAAGGAAGACAUACAGUAUGACGCUGUGAUAUGGAAUAGAGCACCAGUUCCAUACAGUGCAGGACACAGGAUUUUUAACAACGUGGAAACAUAAAGACAUAUUCUCCUGCUUUUAUGAAUAGAAGAUUAUUUUGUAAAGUGCCAAUUUAAUCAAUAUUUAUGUUAACAAUAACUAUAGCAUAUUUUGUCAAAUGUAUUGAUUUAACUGUAUGUCUGCACACAAAAUACAUGGCCAGUAGAUAUACAAACACGCAGAAACAUCCUUGCUCUUAAUUGAUGUCUACACAGUAGAGGGUUAUUUUAAAUUUAGAAAUAAUCAGAUUUUAGAGACUCUUUAAGAUUGGUACUUUCAGAGUCAGUAUAAGUGGCCAAAUUCUAUGCAUUUUGCUUAUAAUUUACGGUAACCUUUUACCAGCACAUUUUAAAUAUACACUGUGUAAUUGUUAUAUUUAAAUUGUAAGGAUGAUGGCAUGAUGGAGGGACAGAAAAGUGGAAAUACAUGUAUUUAUUUUUAUUUUUAAAAUAGAUUUAGAAAUAAAUUAAUUUCCGCAGUCUUUCACACCCCAGGAGGGAGCCGUUACCUCCUGGAGUAUCUUCAGCCAGUUACUUGACUAUACACACAUAUGCAAUAUGUACUGUAGAUUGUGAGCUGCUGGGAUGUUUGCCUACAGAGAAACAGGAAAUGAUUUGUUUCACAAAUGCCAUGCAUGUUUGGUGAAAGGCUGGGAGAAUUUUGCUGUACAGUAUGAGACAUGCACUCUUUUGCUCACACUGGAUGUCCAAGGGAGGAUAAGUGACAAUAAUAUGACAGAAAACACUGAGUAACAUUAUUAGCAUCCAAAAUGUCAAUGAUAACAGAAACAUAUUUUAUAUGUAUAUUAGCUGCUUUUGUUGGAGUGAUGACAAAAAAAUAUAUUGUGCCCUUUUAA